Cynoglossus semilaevis (tongue sole) is the source of this 3157-nucleotide messenger RNA. RefSeq names its product WD repeat domain 25 (gene wdr25). The transcript is spliced from 7 exons. Bases 573 to 2084 code for a protein of 503 amino acids. NCBI's taxonomy places the organism in Eukaryota, Metazoa, Chordata, Actinopteri, Pleuronectiformes, Cynoglossidae. Gene Ontology annotation, molecular function: protein binding. The record is from RefSeq and is a predicted model, not a curated record.
GUGAAUAAGCUUGUUUAUGCACGUUGUGUUAUUAAUAUGCUUUAUUUGUACAAAUGUUUGUAAUUGACUGGGUACGUUUGACUGUAGAACGCAGUUUAGAUGAAAUCGCGAAAGUUAAUGCGCGACGUUAGCAAACUCUGCUAACAACAACACCAAAACGUCAGACAUCCAGGUGAUGUUUGUGUUUGUGAACAAUUCUUUAAGCAAUUGAAGACUACAAGUGCAGUGAACAGGAUUUUCAGCUAAAGAAGAAAGGGAAAAGCUUAUCUCAAGCUUAGCCCCAUUGAUGUCUGACCUAAAACCAAUUUUGAUGUCUUCAAGAAAGACAAUAGUUAUGUGAUUUGUCCUAAAAAGCAAAAAAAAAAGCCCUGUAUUUAACAACUCUAAAGAUGGAAAUUAUAUAAAUAUAUUACACGUACCUUUGGCCUUAAUUUUAUUCACCUGAACCUUUGGAUGUCAAGCACUUUUACUUUUAGCUGCUGUACCAUAUGCAAUCACUAGAUGUCGCCCUUGCAUAUACAAUAUCAAUUCUCAAAAUCAACAGUCGGUCUUUAGUGAGAGACUGACUUCUGAUGAUGUCUUCAUUAGUGGCCUAUGACGAUUCAGGGUCAGAGGAUGAAUCUCUGGCUCAUGGACCAUUAGACUCUGUCCCAACUGGAUCCUGUCGAGAAGAUUCCUUAGAUAUGGACUCACGGGUGACGUCCAAGGCCAACAGUUCUACACAAAACUCCGACUGGACACUCCUGGGAAAUCUUGGAAGAAACACAGGAAAGAGCAGCGUCUCAGUGAACUAUGGGCAAUCACAGGUUCCAAACUGUUCUGAUCAGAAGAAAAUAAAAUGUUGUUACGUCGCUGGAGUGCAAAAUAAACAGCCGGGAGACACUGCAGCGUUUCUGACACAGUUUUCUCCUCACACUCCACAAAGAGCUGCUGAUGUUCUGAACCCAGCAAGAAGACAGCACAGUGUCCCAUCUGGUGUCAGACCGUAUGUCCCCAAGAGACAGAGACUUUCUGCUUCAGUAGAAACUGCUGACCCAAAGUGUCCAGCAGAGCAAGUCCCAGGCAGUCAGAGAGAAGCGAGUCAGAUUCUCUCAGAUGUGUCGGAGCGAGUGAAGCCAUAUCUUGAUGUCAAGCCCGAGGCAGCGGGGCUACCUCGGAGGCUCCUGCUGCACUUGAGGGCCCAUCAAGGACCUGUCAACACGGUGCGGUGGUGUCCUGUUCCUCGCCUCAGUCACUUGCUGUUGUCUGCGUCCAUGGACAAGACCUUCAAGGUGUGGGAUGGAGCAGAAAGUGGACGAUGCCUCAGAGUCUAUAGCUGUCAUUCUGGAGCGGUGCGUGACGCCUGUUGGACGCCCUGUGGGCGACACCUUCUCACCGGGUCGUUUGACAACACUGCUGCCGUCACCGACGUGGAGACAGGGCAGCAGAUAGUGAAAUUGGACAAUCAGUCCAAGGUGAUGUGCACAGUCCUGCAUCCCAGCAAUCCUGAUAUAUUCCUGUGUGGAGGUUACAGUCCUGUGGUCAAGGCCUGGGACUCUCGCAGCUGCAAGGUUGUUAAAACAUAUAAAGCAAGCAUUCAACAGACGCUGGACAUCCUGUUUCUGAGAGGCGGCGGUGACUUCAUCACCAGCUCCGACAGCGUUAGCAGAGACUCCGCCGACCGCACUCUUAUCGCCUGGGACUUCCAGACCACAGCCAGGCUCUCCAACCAGAUCUACCAUGAGCGGUACACAUGUCCCAGCCUGACUCUCCACCCACUGGAGCCCUGCUUCGUUGUCCAGACCAACGGGAACUACAUGGCCGCGUUCUCGUCUCAGCGGCCCUACAGAAUGAACAAGAGGCGGCAGUACAAAGGACACAAGGUGGAGGGAUACGCAGUGCGUUGUGAAUUUUCCCAAGAUGGAACUACCCUGGCCUCGGGGAGCUCCAGCGGCUCAGCUCACUUCUACGACUACCACAACACUCGGCUGCUUCACACCCUCCACGCCCACAGCCAGCCAUGUUUGUGUGUCUCGCAGCAUCCUGUCAUUCCGGCUACUGCAGCCACCUGUGACUGGACAGGUGAGAUUAAGGUCUGGCACUGAAGGCACGACUGUGAUUUUUAAACAUUAGGCUUUAAAAAAUUAGAGACUUCUUUAAACUCCACACACUUCAGGACUGUAUCCUGUCAUGUCAGCGUGAAGAGCCUUUAUCUGCCAUCUACUGGGGAAAAAAAAAGUUUCUUUACUGCGUUGAAAAGCUCCAUCGUCGAGGACAGUGAUAUGGAGUUGAGCUAACUGACAAAAGUUAGUGUGGUGUUAACAUGUGAUUUAUCUUACAAAUCAGGAAACGUCACACUGCAUAAGAUGAAAGGAGGUUUUUUAACAGUUCAAAGAGCCAGCUAUUAUGAGUUUUAUCUCAAGUGGUGGGUGGAAAGAAGGCGGUGAAGCACGCACACACACUUCUUUAGUGUUGUUUCUUUUUCAUAUUUCCACUUCAAAUGCCGCCUGAAGACAGCAACUUAUGUUUUUAUGCCCUUUUAUUUUUUAUUUUUGGGAAUAUAAAAAAAUAAAAACAUUUCUGCUGGCAUUUUCUAAUCAGACGUGUUUUCUAUCGAACGUUUUCACUUCCGCAUUCUUUAAAUCUUUUGUUCUUCUCUGUUCUGAAUUUUUAUUUUUUACAUUUUUUUUUCUAUUUUGCGCUGACAGCUAAGAUGAUCACAGAGAUAACAACAGAUCUUAGAACUUGGAAAAAAAAAGGUGCCGUGAUGUCUGUCACAGCACUGUGUGGAUCUUUCACAGUGCUGUCAGUCUACAACCAAGCUUUAGACUUAAGUAUGUAUUUGUUUUUCAUUUUGUAGUAAAAAUGGACUUUAAAAAUACACAUUUCCGUUUUGCUCUUGAAGUCUGAAGUUGUAGUUUGAUGCAAAAAAAAAAAAGAAAAAAGAUCCGCUGAGAAUAGUCUUCUGAUGUUGAUAUGUAUCAAUAGACAAGAAUGAAGAGAAUGUGGAGCUUUGGAAAAGAGGAAAACUGUGAUUGGAUACUUAAGCUAUUGGGAAUAUCAGGCCUUUUGAGGAAAGGUGUCCCGGAUGACCAUAGUUUAGACGUAAACACAGGUUGAAGGUUUUAACUGUGUUGGCUGUUUAGGUCAGAAUGUAAUAAUAAAAUAUUAACGAAAA